Gordionus sp. m RMFG-2023 is the source of this 1685-nucleotide messenger RNA. Its product is annotated as stromal membrane-associated protein 2-like. Bases 93 to 1322 code for a protein of 409 amino acids. The transcript is spliced from 10 exons. Gene Ontology annotation, molecular function: metal ion binding; GTPase activator activity. NCBI's taxonomy places the organism in Eukaryota, Metazoa, Nematomorpha, Gordioida, Chordodea, Parachordodidae. Gene Ontology annotation, cellular component: cytoplasm. The record is from RefSeq and is a predicted model, not a curated record.
CAUAUUGUUUUCAUCCAUCCAAAUUCCAAUUUUACCUUUUAUCCCCCUCCAUUUAAUGAUUUUUUGAUAAGUUUAAUAUUUCUACAGAUUUCAUGCCUUUUAAAAAUGAACGAGAUAAAGAAAAAGAAAAAAUCAAGCAAGAUAGAUAUCAAAUUAUUUUAACGGACCUUCUCAAAGAUGAAGAAAAUAAAUAUUGUGCUGACUGUGAUGCCAAAGGUCCUAGAUGGGCGUCUUGGAAUCUGGGCAUAUUCCUUUGCAUCCGAUGCGCGGGAAUUCAUAGAAACUUGGGAUGCCACGUUUCCAGGAUAAAAUCUAUCAACUUGGACGCCUGGAACGCCGAACAAUUGCAGCUUUUGCAGGAGAUAGGCAACAGUAGGGCUAGAGCCAUAUACGAAGCCUCAGUGCCCGACGCGUUUAGAAGACCUCAAACUGAUUCAUCCUUGGAAACUUUCAUACGCGCCAAAUAUGAAGCUAAAAAGUACCUCGCCAAAGAGUGGGUACCGCCCACGACCGAAUACAUUAAAAAUAAAGCAAAAGAAUUUGAGGAACAAAUGGAGAGAGAUAUUGUGAAAGAUAAAAAGAAAAAACGUAACAUAUUAUCGAUGACUAAUGUUCAGAAUCCAUCCACCGGGAAAAUUAGUUCUAAUAGUUCUAUGAGCUCCUUGACAACGCCCUUGUCCGAUAUUAGAUCUACAUUGCCCAAAGAAACGGGUGAUACAAAGUCAUGUACUACUACCUCGCAGUUAAAUCUCAGCCGGUGCAGCAAACUUAACGAAAAUCGAACGGAUUUGCUCCUUAAUCUAGAUCAUCCAGCGUCGCACAUCAACAACGUUCCACUCGAUACUUACCAUUUUUUAAAUGACGCGGUUAAAUGCCCCGUAUAUAACGGCUCCUCGUCUCACCUCUUGAACGAUAUAGUUUUCGGCAAAGAGUCAGAUAAAAUUGUCACCGACGAGCGCCAAAAAUCGAUUCCCGCCACGACUAAAGAGGCCAUCAUGGCCUUAUAUUCCAAACCGGAUGCGGAUUCGUUCAAAGACUUGAGUAUAUUGUCCAAUAAUGGGUUCGAUAAUAGGAAUCAAUUCCCUCCAAACUCAAAUAACAUGUUUAACAAUCAUUUAGCCAACCUAGACCAAAAAAAUACGAAUUCAUAUCAAUAUCAGCCAAAUAACAUGACCAAUCAUCUAAACCAUACCCAAAACUCAACACUUCAACAAGAUUACUUAAGAAAAGUUCAAAAUCAAUUAGCCUCAUUAUCCGCAAACAACAAUGCUCGAAGCACCAACCAACAAUCAAGCAUUUUAACUCAAGAUUCUUUGAUCUAAAAAAAAAUUCCUAUUAUAUAAAAUAUGUUUUAUUCAUCAUAAUUUUUAGCGCAAUCAAUUCUGCUGAAAAACAAAAGAUAAUCUUUUUUUUCUUUUUCAAAUAAGAUUUAUAGAUAAGAAAAAAUCAUGAGUAACAAUAUUUAUACAUUGUAUUUAAAUAUCUGAUUUGUCUCUUUUUUUAAUUUAUUAUUUUUCACAUUCCUCUUUACUGACUUUAUUUAUAUGUAUAGUGUUUUUGUAUAGAAAAAUGACAUUUUGUUUCAUGUUUAAAUUAAUCGUAAAUUUGGGAGAAAAAAAAAUAUUAUUAUAAAGAUGAUAUAAUAAUUUAUUUAUGAAUGUUACGCUAGAAAAAGGGUAUAAUUA